GUCUCAUCGCGCGGUGACUCACGAAGCGAAGUACACGGGAUUCCCCGUUUUCAUCUCUCCGGGGCGCUUUCGGGACCGCCGGAGUCGGACGUGGACCGCGUGAGACCCGCGAGGAAUUGGCGACCGUUCGAUUCGCCCGAAACUGCCCCCGAGAGAGGGAGAGAGAGAGAGAGAGAGAGCACCUAACCCUUCCUCGUCCGUCAGCUCCAACAUGCACCGUUUCUGACAGCCAAAGUCCAAGCACGUGACGAUUAAUCGCGAGGCCUGCAAGGUCCGUACGCUCGACGCGCUCCGAGCCUCCGAAUUCGUCGAUGGACUACGAGAAACAGAGGGACGAGGUCACUGCGCUGGAAAGCAUCUACACCGACGAGGAAUUCUCGUAUCACGAGGGGAACGGCCGGUUCGAAUGCACCUUCAAGAUAUUCGUGAAUCUACCGGCGACAUGUCACCUGGCGUACAGGGAUCUGAGGUGCGAGGCGGAGCCGGCGCAGGAGGUGCAGAUCUCGUAUCUGCCGCCGUUGACGCUGCACGUGACGCUGCCGGAGGACUAUCCGUCCAAGUUGGCGCCCGCGUUCAUGCUGUGCUCCACGUGGCUGAGCCCGGCGGUGCUGUCUAAGCUGUGCAGGAGGCUCGACUCGCUAUGGGAGAGCAGCAGGCAGGAGAUCCUGUUCACGUGGGUGGAGUUCCUCCAGGACAAGACGCUCGGCAUCCUGAAGUUCAAGGGCCGCCUGGACAUGGACGGCAUGUACACGUCUUACAAGAGAACGCUGGAGAAGCUGCAGCAGGGCCCGCAGGCGAACAAGGAGCAGGCGAGCGAGGCCGGCAGAGAGAGCGGCGCGUCGAAGAAGGCCGUCGACAAGAGGGCCAUUCUGGACUGUCCGAUCGGCAGGAACCCCAUCCAGGCGUUGGUCGACUACAACGAGAAGCGAAAGCAGAUCGAGUUCAAGAAGAACUUCUACACGUGCAUCAUCUGCUUCACCGACAAGUCAGGGGAGCAUUGCACGCAGUUUCUGCCAUGCGCCCACACCUUCUGUAAGGAUUGCAUCCGGGGUUACUUCGAAGUUAAGAUAAAGGAGGGAAGCGUACGAAAUAUUCCCUGCCCCGAAGAAAAGUGCAAGUUCGAGGCUACGCCCGGCCAGGUAAAAGAGCUGGUAAGUUCGGAGUUGUUCUCAAAGUAUGAUUCCUUAUUGUUAAGUACUACGUUAGAUACCAUGAUGGAUAUAGUUUACUGUCCGAGACGACAUUGUCAGUAUCCAGUCACUUGCGAUCCCGAGGACAACAUGGGCAGGUGUCCCGUUUGUCAGUACGCCUUCUGCGUUCGUUGUAAGAUGGUUUAUCACGGGAUAGAACCCUGCAGAAUUAGUUCAGCUGAGAAGCAAAAGUUGCUGAAGGAAUAUCAGUCGGCCAGCAACGAGAAGAAGGCCGAGAUGGACAAGUAUUACGGCAAGAAGCUUCGAACGAUGAUGGAGGACGUAAUGUCCGAGAAUUGGAUUAGCGACAAUAGUCACAAUUGUCCGCACUGCAAAACUGCGAUCGAGAAAUCCGACGGCUGUAACAAGAUGACGUGUUCGCAUUGCGGCACGUAUUUCUGUUGGCUGUGCGGCCUGCGGCUGAAACCCGAGGCGCCUUACUUACACUUUAGAAAUCCGGAAUCCCCGUGUUACAACAUGCUUUAUCGCGGCGUGAUACCCGACGAGCUGGACGACGACGACGAUUUCGAUUUUCCCGCUGAAUACCUGGACAAUUAUUCAGAGGACGAGGAGCACGGCAACGAUGAAGAUUUCGUCUUGGAAUACGACGACUGAAUCGAUGGACUUGAACUUUACAUAGUACACUUUUAUCGUUGGAAUUUUUUUUAAAUGUUAAUCGUGAACAUAAUUAGAUAAUUUAUCUUUUUACCGGAUGUAUUGUGGUUAAAUUAAAUCUUCAAGAUCAUGUGAGCGUUUUUAUGGACGCACGAGUUCAAUUAUAAACCGCUAUUGUAAAACGAAUUGUAAAAUAUAACUAAUUAUUUUUUCAAUAGCA
Messenger RNA from Vollenhovia emeryi, 2025 nucleotides. Its product is annotated as E3 ubiquitin-protein ligase RNF14-like. The transcript is spliced from 5 exons. Gene Ontology annotation, biological process: protein polyubiquitination; positive regulation of proteasomal ubiquitin-dependent protein catabolic process; ubiquitin-dependent protein catabolic process. The record is from RefSeq and is a predicted model, not a curated record. The coding region runs from base 312 to 1805 and encodes 497 amino acids. NCBI's taxonomy places the organism in Eukaryota, Metazoa, Arthropoda, Insecta, Hymenoptera, Formicidae. Gene Ontology annotation, cellular component: ubiquitin ligase complex; cytoplasm. Gene Ontology annotation, molecular function: zinc ion binding; ubiquitin conjugating enzyme binding; ubiquitin protein ligase activity.